This is a messenger RNA of Apis mellifera (honey bee), 5903 nucleotides long. RefSeq names its product MDS1 and EVI1 complex locus protein EVI1-B-like. Lineage: Eukaryota; Metazoa; Arthropoda; Insecta; Hymenoptera; Apidae. Gene Ontology annotation, cellular component: nucleus. The record is from RefSeq and is a predicted model, not a curated record. Bases 1570 to 4731 code for a protein of 1053 amino acids. The transcript is spliced from 8 exons.
GAGCAGAGAAAUUGCAGACGCGUAACAGGAAGCCGCACGAUAUCUCCAGACAAUGCAGGUCAUUAGGGGAAAUAAUAAUCAGGAAACCGGACCGAUGUCUCCACGAAGAUCCCCGGAAGAUCACCGACUGUGGCCUCUUCAGCUUUUAUCUGGCGGCGCAGUGCAAACAAGGGCAAGCGAGUGUCUCUGAAGGCUUCUCGGAGGCGCACACCAGUCGGUGCUUCUUUAUCUCGCGAUGUCGGCCCGGUUGUUUAGGCUGGUGGGGCCCUUCAGUGACACAUUCAGGAACAUCAUACGAGGGAAUUCGACUAUCCCACGCUGCACAGGUGGUCCAAGGAUUAGAGGUUCUCUUUGGAGCGAUUCAUUUGGCCACGAACCAACGUCGGUCGGUCGGUUGGAUUAUCGUCUAUUUGCUCUAAUCUUUUCAAAGACACACUUCCUCCGCCACGAAAUACACUCCCGAUACACAAUCACGAUUACACGGAUCGUAUACGCGAUUGUUUUAUUUUAGCCACAGGUAUAUUGUUGGACUUCGAUCGAUAAAUACCUUUCUUUCUCUCUCUCUCUCGAUACGAUCUAGAUAUAUUUCUAGAUAUACAUACGCGUAUGUCUUCAUUUUUUUUCGCGAUACAAGUCGAUAGAAAUUCGAAAAGGUGAAAAGUGUGUCGGGUUUAACUACGCAUCGAAGAAUGAUAUCACGCCGAUUCGGAGAUCGAUAUCUUUUCCCAUAGAGAGAGAAAGAGAGUGUAUUGUACAACAAUACGUAGAGGUUGAGACGUGUUGCGAGCCACUGACACAUUCGACUCGCUAUCAUAUCUCGUUCAUUAGUUGCCAUUAGCAUACGUGUCAUAGCAAGUUGCGGUUACGACCACACCACCGCGAUACAAUUUAUCUUCACGGUCCAGAUUCUUCUCUGGGGAAUUUUAUCACUACCGUGCCGACUUAUUGAACGUCUCUCCUACCUUUUUGAGUGUAUAAAUUUUAUUUCGAAAUCGAAAUACGAAAACCAUUCUUAUGAUAUUACACGUAUAUAUUCUCUCUCUAAGGAAAGAAGUUAGAAUCGAAAUAACUCGUCGAAGCGAAGAUUUUUAUCGUGCAAACAAUAGAGAGAAAAUUGAAUGUACGAAGUCGGCGAUCGAGUUACACAAGAAUUCUUUUUUUCGACUAAUCUAAUAUGACACACGCGUGAAUGACGUAACACGACGACAGGUGUUAUCGAUCAUCCGGUCGAGCGUCAUUCGAUGAAUUUACAAAUGGAUGGAGUACUUAUGUCACCUUCGUCGUGUACGACCGAGCCGAAAAAUGAUAUGAUGGCAAAAGGGUGGCCGAAAAGGUGGAAUCAGAUAACGCGAGCUGUGUCGUCAUCAUCUCGAUUCGAUUUCCAAGUGAAAAAAAAAAACGAUUUCGACUGAUUCCCCAGUAAACAUUUGACAGCGCUAUGCACGCUAUGCUGUCCUCGUAUCUUUUCUAUCGGACACACCUGAUUCCAACCGUGCCUCCAGCUCUAAUAGACUCUAACGGAGUACAGAUCUUUCGAUUGUUACCUGUUCGGAUACGCCGUCUGCUAAUAUGAUAUUCGAGAGGAAUCGAAGCAGCGACGAAGGCGAGUCGACGUCGGGCACGCCAGCCGGGGGAGGCACGGGGGGUAGCGGGGAGAGCCAGGAAAUGGAGGAGAACGGUACGAUCCGUGGCGGAAGCAACAAUUCCGCCGGCAAUCUGGUGUACAGGGAUCUGAAGGCCCUUCACCCGUCAAGCCACGACGUGUCCUCCCAGGAUUACAAUCCGCAAUCGAGGCCGUCGUACCAGCGUGGCUACUCGCCGGCCAUGGACAAGCCGAGUUACGAGAAGGAGCAGCACAGACCGCCCUCGUCCAGGGACGAGGAGAAACCUUCCUCGUGGGAGUACGGGGAGAAGACCGAGAGGAAGGAGUACUCGAGAUCGCGGGAUAGCUUGUACAGGAGCGAAGCGUAUCAGGACGCGACGAAGCAGGAGCAGAAGGAGCACGCGAACCGCGAAUGGGUAUCGCCGGUGCCGGAAGUGGAGGUGGGCGGCUCGGCGCCGGGCGGCCCCCAGGUACGAGCGCGGAAGGACAUUCCAAGGGGCGCCAGAUUCGGCCCUUUCCUCGGCAAAUGGGCCAGCGAGCCUUUCAACCCCCGUUACGCGUGGGAGGUUCGUACGGCCGGAAGCGGGGUGAGGGGGUGGUUGGACGCAUCCCACGAGACGAAUAAUUGGUUGAAGUACGUUCGAAGCACUAGCAGCCCGCACGCGGUUAACAUGCGACAUGUGCUCAUCGGUGGACAGAUGGUGUACGAGGCGGUGAGGGACAUUGCGGCGGGUGAAGAGCUUCUUCUCGGUGUUCGAGAACCUCUUCAGCUUCAGGACAUGCUCGGCGAGAAUACGACCGAGGAUCGAAGCGACCGAGAGACCGCCUCGCAACACAGUGGAACCGUAGACGAGGACAAGGAGGACGAGGAGGAGGGCGAGACUAGAUGCACCGUCUGCGACAAACCGUUUCAAGAUAUCGAAUUAUUGGACAGCCAUCUGAUAACCUGUCACAGAUACCCGGCGGAGCAGCAUCGGUGCGACAAUUGUCCCAGAGCGUACGCCUGGCGACCGUUGUUGGUACGCCACCGAGCGAUCGUUCACGGUGAUCUUCGGAACUACCCUUGCGAGAACUGUCCGAAGUCGGACAAACCGCAGGUCUUCACGGACCCGUCCAAUCUUCAGCGCCACAUCCGGACCCAUCACGUGGGCGCGAGGAGCCACGCGUGCACCGAGUGCGGCAAGACGUUCGCGACCAGCUCCGGGCUGAAGCAGCACACCCACAUCCACAGCAGCGUGAAGCCGUUCCAGUGCGAGGUCUGCUUCAAGGCGUACACCCAGUUCUCCAAUCUGUGCCGGCACAAGCGCAUGCACGCCGAUUGCCGUAUGCAGAUCAAGUGCGUGAAAUGCGGCCAGUCGUUCAGCACGGUCACCUCGUUGUCCAAGCAUAAGCGAUUCUGCGACUCGACGCCACCUACCGGCCCGCCAGGCGCCAUGCCGCAGUUGCCCACCCCGGCCCCCAGCCCUUUCCUCGUUUACCCCAGACCCCCGGUCAGCCUCCCCGGAGGUUUGCCCUUCUACCCGACCAGCCUGAUGGGCCCCUACCCGGGAAUCUUCCCCAACGCUCCCAAUUUCUUGAACACCCCCCUCCUGUUCCCGCCCAAGGUCGAGGAAGCCGAGAAGAGGAGCGAGAGCCCGAAGAAGGAACGUUUCACCCCGCCAAGGGUUCUGCCGCAGCACAGCAAAGUGUCGCCGUCCACCGCCGAGGAGGCGACCUCCUCGUUCAGACCGUCUCCGGCCAGGCCGCCUGUCCAGCCGACCCCCGAGAGCGACGACCAAGACCCGUCCAAGAAACGGGAGAUCGGAAGAGCGGGCAGCGAGAAGAAACCGGAUCCCGAGCAUACCGCGUCCACGACCACCGCGUCGUCCGCGAACGUCGAGGAGACGACGGAUCAGCCGUUGGACCUCAGAGUGCAAACCAAGAAGCAGAGGACGAAUUGCUCGAACGCGACGGCCGAGAGGAAGCCGAGUCGCAGCCCGUCCCCGGCCCCGGCUCGGGUCGAGGAGGUCCCGCCGCCCCCCGACCCUCCCAAGCCCGAGGAGGAGGGGGCCGCCUCCGUGCCGAUGGAGGUCGACUCCAAGGACGUGGCGAGCAGCCCCCAGCUGAGGACCAGCCUGCCCGCCGAGCAACCGCCCACCAACACCCCGCCGCACAUGGCGUACCCAAGACCCAUCCACCCCAUGUUCCUCGAGGCGAUGUACCGCGGCCCGACCGGCUCGUUCCCCGGCUUCCCGGGCGGGCCCCCGCCCCCCGGUGGCGCCGCGCCCGAGUCCAGGCUGCUGCCGCCCCUGCCACCCUUCGGACCACCCCGCGGGCUUCCUUUUUUAGGGACGCUCAUGAACGGGCUCAGCGGCGCUAGGCCUGGAGGCGGAGGAUUCGACCUGCUCGCCAGGCCGCCGCUGGGGCCGUUCCCCGGCGUGAAACCGUUUCAGGAGGCGGUGAUCGCGCCUCACCACCACCACCACCACCACCACGCCCACGGCAAGAUGAAGGAUCGGUACUCGUGCAAGUUUUGCGGCAAGGUGUUCCCCAGAUCCGCAAACUUGACCAGACACCUGCGCACCCACACCGGCGAGCAACCGUACAAGUGCAAGUACUGCGAACGGUCGUUCAGCAUCUCGAGCAACCUGCAACGGCACGUGAGAAACAUCCACGACAAGCAGAGGCCGUUCAAGUGUCCCCUGUGCGAGAGAUGUUUCGGCCAGCAGACGAACUUGGACCGGCAUCUGAAGAAGCACGAGGCCGACGACGGGAGCGGUGUCGUUUCCGUGGCCGACUCGCCUGGGAGCAGCAACGAGAACGAGCGCGAGGACACUUACUUCGACGAGAUCAGGUCGUUCAUGGGCAAAGUGACUUACGGGGGUGAAGCUGGUUACGGAUUGCCGCCCCAUCCGGCCUAUCUGCCCAGUCGGCUUCACGAGAUGCACGAGUCCAAGAUGGAGACGGAGUACGACGAGGACGAGGACAGCGAGGAAGGGGUGUCCCCCCUGGACGAGACGGAUGGCAUGUCCCCGGCCGAGACCAAGGAAUCGGCAACCCCGCCGCCCCAGUACGAUCUCAAGCUGAGGGAGAAGCAGGAACUGCUCAACAACAACACGGCCGAACCCGUGAUCGAGAUCUCCACAUAGCUCGUUGGACGGAUACCUUGAAGAGGAUGAGGAUGAAGAUGAUCGAGGAUCGUGUUGCUCCAAUCGUUGGACCGUCGUUAUCCGAACCGUCUUCUUACGAAAAUGUCUCCGAAGAUGUAACUGUUAACAUGAUCGCACGUAUAUGUUAUCGAGGAAGAGUCGGCCUUCGAAAUCGCGUUUCGAAGUAGUAGUGAGAAAGAGAGAGUGAUCGAUCGAGUCGAACUUCCUUUCGAAGAAACGAUGAAAAAAAAAAAAAGAAAAAAAAAGAGAAAAAGACGUUAAGGACGCUGAAGAAAAGUGCGUUUACGAUGGAUCCACACAAGACAUUCUCAAGUCCCGGUGGACUCUUAUUUUCCAAGUCUUUAUUUUUUUUUUCUUUUUUUUCCCUCUUUUUUUCCUUUCGCACCGCAAAGAGUGAGAAUCCAAGCGAGAUCGAACGAAAUUCACUGUACUUUCUCAUACACGAGCAAAGAAAAAAAAAAAAGAGAACACACGUACACGUACACUUACACGUACACACGCAUACACGGAUACAUAUACAUACAUAUUCACGUUCGUUGACGGGCAAGUUGUUCAAUAGUGUAGUUCCUACAGGCUCGUUUCCAUUGUACACACACGCGCACGCGUAUAAUUAAUAAUCGUUCGAACUUUUUUCUCCCAUUUCCGCUCAUCGACCUGAAAAAUCGGUCGAUCAUCGUAGUAUUAUUUAUUCAUAUUGCGAGUUACUUUGCGAGUGAAACUGUCUCGUACGAGAAGACAGGAUCCGGAUUCGAGUUUCUAAAACUCGAUUUCCCUUCCCUAGUGAUAUAUAUAUAUAUAUAUACAUACAUAUAUAUACACAUAUUCGCACAGGACGAUUUAAUCGUGAAGCGAGAUUCAUGGAUAUUCGAAAUCAGGCCUUCGUUAAACUCGAAGCCGAACGAGAUGAUUAUUCAACGAACGUUUCUUAUCUUUUUUUUUUUUGUUUUCCUUCUUCCUUUUUUUUUUUUUCGUUAGCUAGUAGCAAUCGAUUGUUGCAAUCGUCGAUCGGAAGUGUGAAAACCUCGUGCUCGAAUAGAUAGGAAAGGAUAACGUAAAUUCUGGCGUUAGUCGACGCGAAGCCAAAGCGACGAGGAUGGAUAAUUAGCGAAACGAGCGUGUAAUUAGAAGAGAAAGAGAGAGAGAGAGAGAGA